AUGAGGAGAUCCUCCCAGCAGCACUUGUUGCUCCCCUGCAUCCUCCUCCUCCUGCUCCUUGUUUCCAUGUCAUGCUUGCCGAGCUCGAGCCAUGGCUUGAGAACGCUGAGGGAGGAAGAAGAAGCGGUCGGUGAGCUCAUCAAAGGCCAGCAUGAGCUUCCCCCAAUCAUCUCCCCUACUCAACAAGCAGGCGGCGACGACGACAUCGGUGCCGGGAAGUUCACCGUCUCGAGGAGAGCGGUUCCUCAGGGGCCCAACCCUCUGCACAACUGA
Triticum turgidum subsp. durum (durum wheat) is the source of this 273-nucleotide messenger RNA. Lineage: Eukaryota; Viridiplantae; Streptophyta; Magnoliopsida; Poales; Poaceae. The record is from the annotation of a GenBank genome assembly.